This is a messenger RNA of Egretta garzetta (little egret), 3233 nucleotides long. RefSeq names its product stearoyl-CoA desaturase (gene SCD). The record is from RefSeq and is a predicted model, not a curated record. Gene Ontology annotation, cellular component: endoplasmic reticulum membrane. Bases 1 to 1065 code for a protein of 354 amino acids. The transcript is spliced from 6 exons. Gene Ontology annotation, molecular function: palmitoyl-CoA 9-desaturase activity; iron ion binding; stearoyl-CoA 9-desaturase activity. Gene Ontology annotation, biological process: response to fatty acid; unsaturated fatty acid biosynthetic process. Lineage: Eukaryota; Metazoa; Chordata; Aves; Pelecaniformes; Ardeidae.
AUGGUGCAGGAGUUCUCCUCCGCUUCCAGCACCACCACUGUUGGCACCAUCACCUCCCGGGUGACCAGGAAUGGGGAUGCCGUCAUGGAGAAGGACUUACUCAAUCACGAGGACUUGGCAGGAGACCGGGGCAUGGUAGAUGAUCUCUUUGAUGAGACCUACCGGGAGAAGGAGGGCCCCAAGCCCCCCUUGAGAUACGUCUGGAGGAAUAUCAUCCUCAUGAGCCUGCUGCAUCUAGGGGCCAUAGUCGGGUUGGUGCUGAUACCUUCUGCAAAGAUCCAGACGUUGGCAUGGGCUGUUCUGUGUUUCCUGGUGAGUGCUCUGGGAAUAACAGCUGGAUCUCACCGCCUCUGGAGCCAUCGGUCCUACAAAGCCACGCUGCCCCUGCGGAUCUUCUUGACUAUUGCAAACUCCGUGGCCUUCCAGAAUGACAUCUACGAGUGGGUCCGGGACCACCGUGUCCAUCACAAGUUCUCCGAGACAGAUGCAGACCCUCACAAUGCCAUGCGGGGCUUCUUCUUCUCCCACAUUGGCUGGCUGCUGGUGCGCAAGCACCCGGACGUCAUAGAGAAGGGCCAGAAGCUGGACCUGAGCGACAUAAAGGCUGACAAAGUGGUGAUGUUCCAGCGGAGAUACUACAAGCCCUCGGUGGUGUUGCUGUGCUUCACGCUGCCCACUUUAGUGCCGUGGUACUUCUGGGACGAAUCCAUCGUCAUCAGCUUCUUCAUUCCAACCAUCCUGCGCUACGCCGUAGGGCUCAAUGCCACUUGGCUAGUGAACAGUGCUGCUCACAUGUUUGGCAACCGGCCGUAUGAUCAGCACAUCAACCCACGGGAGAACCCCCUGGUCAGCCUGGGGGCCCUAGGAGAAGGCUUCCACAACUACCACCACACUUUCCCCUAUGACUACUCCACCAGUGAGUUUGGCUGGCGCUUCAACUUAACCACAGCCUUCAUCGACCUCAUGUGCCUCCUGGGGCUGGCCAGCGAUCGCAAGAAGGUCUCCAAGGAGGUCAUCCUGGCUCGGAAAAUGCGGACUGGAGAUGGGAGUCACAAGAGUGGCUGAGUUCUUGCUCCCCUUUGCACACACAUCCACACCUCUCCUUCCUCCUUUUUUCUCCCUUUCUCCCUUCCUGACCCCUCUGAACACGCUGGACAAAGGUUUAAUGUUCUGUUUACUAACUACUGAAUAAUGAUACCAGUUUGCUUAAGAUAAUGAUAAUGAGUUUUAACCCCCCUCCCACACUGUAUUUUACGUGAUGUAUUUAAGAUCUAGGACUCUGCCUUUAUAACGCAAGGCCACCCCUUUCCCUCCUCUCCUUUUCCUUUCCGUCCUUUCUCUCUAGCCCCUCUGCCCCAUCUCCCGCUUUACAUCGUCCCGGUCUCUCCCUGGCAGAGGAGCUGGUAGGAAGCAGCCUGGGGAGGCCCAUUUGCAGCCGGCUACAUACCAUGGAGUUAAGGGAAGCCUGUACCAGCCAGCUGAAGAGUUGAGCCAAAGUCGGUGACCCUCUCCCCACCACCUUCCCCCCAAAACUCCUCUGUCCCUCCUCCUUUCUCAAGGGCUGCUGGCACACAUGGCAUGGCUAAACUGCUCUCCCUGGAAAUAGCAGCCCUGUCCCCUUCCCCUUGCCAUCAGAGAGUUGUCUCUUGGGAAGCGUUCUCCCCUCCUCCCCAUGGCACAGCCUCUCAGGCUGAGACGGGGAGAGGAGAGGAGAGGAGAGGAGAGCCUCCAGACUCUCUCAGAGCUCCAGCCAGGUCCACUGAUGGCCGGUGGCCUUAUUGCCUCCUCUGUCUGGCAUCCCAGCUCCGCUCCCUGCAUUGCCCACUGUGUCCCCUGCCACCAGGGACUGAAGGCAGAGCCUGGCUCCAGGCUUCAAAGCCCCUUUGGAGAGCCACAGAGAGGAGAGGACAGAUGGAGGGGUGUGCUGCUGGCUGCCAUGGGGUGGCCCCGGCCUUGGGUGGUUUUGUUCACCACUGCUGCCGAGAUUUUUGCCGGCAAACGGGACUUCGCCAAAAUGGAGAGGGGGAGAAGGAUGUAAACCAAAGCUCCACUGCUGAGUUAAGCUGCUUUAUGUUCUGGAGGAACAGGGUCCCUGCUGGGUGGCAGGUGGACGUCCUGGUGUCCCUACCUGCCCUGCGCAUCCACAUCCUGUGCUGAAGGCAGGGACGGAGCGAGGGAGGGGUGAGGGUGUCUGCAGGAGCAGGCAUCCCCAUCCUCAUGGGCUCGGUCGAUUAACAAGUGCCUGAGAAACACCAACGCGGGGCCAGGCAGCACAGGGGCCUUGAGGGAGCCGAGACCUCUGAGACGAGACGCUGCCGCCAGCGUGGGCCGCCAACGGGCUUCCCUGCCCAGGGUCCACCGGGGUGGUUUGCAGUUCCCUGCCCCUCUGAGGGGCUGGGAGGCACUCCUGUGGGAGCAGGAAGGGGAGGUGAAAGCAGCUCCUUGUCAGUCCCUUAGCUUGCCUCCCAGCCCCUUUAGCAAGCCGUCUUGCCCCCUUGCUCCUUCGCCGGUACAGCCGGCAGCGAGGGCGGCUGAGCCUGCAGAAAGGUCAGUUCUGUCCCGGAGCCACUGUGGGCACACAGCUGGAGGGUGCGCGGGAGGAAAACAGUCCUCGUGGGUGUUGUUUCCUGCAAGUUGCAGAGACCACAGCUUGAGUUCAGGCGGUGGGUUAGGUUCUGGGCGUCGUGGCCCCGAGCCCCUCACUGGGCUGAACGUGCUUUUUUUCCCCUUUAACUCUCCCCAUUUUUAUUAAUUUUUAUUAUUAUCAUUAGUUGUAGCAAUAGUAUUGGUUUUGUUGCAUCAAAUGGAGCUGGAGGAAAGCACAAGAGGUGGCCGGAACGAGGUGAUGUUGGAGCGGGGCUUGCAGCAUCUCCCUUAUUCAGGCAGGCCAGGUUGGGCAGAGACGGAGCGGAUGCCAACUUCCUCGCCUCAGCUCUGCCGGCAGCAGCCAGGCAGGCUUCACGGGAGCGAGUCUCUGCAGCUUUGCUUGCUCCUGCUGCUGCAAAACCCACCAGGAGCCACGGCAGCUCUGUGAUGCUCUCCUUCACAAGAGAACGCUUGUUACUCAGAAAAGAAUUCCUCCUCCUCUCCUUUGCCUCCCUGCCACUGCCACAGCCUUGUUAUUGCUCAGCAAUGGCACCCUUCGAGGUUCGGAGCCAUCAGGAGCGAUGUGGUCUCCCGACAAGAGGUGCAACAGGGAGGAAUGAAGCAGGGAGCUCUUCAGCUCAUGGUGU